AUGUUCAAAGGAGGGUUCGACAUAGUUCGUCGUGGGGCUAUUGAGAUAAUGCAACCCCAUGAACAAUGGGAUAGUAGUUACGCCAGUCUUGGAUUUCCUGGCGGCGGCAGUAAUUCCAUCCCUUGCACAAAACCCAUGAUUGACAAUCGAGGCAUCAACCAUCUAGAGCGAAAUCAUCGUGAUUUUCCUCAGUGGGUUCAGCAAGUCACCGAGCAACUUGUCGAAAACCAGCCAGAAACCGGAUUGUCGGAAAGCUUGCAGACCUCUGAGAACAACAUCGUUCCGGCACUGUUGGGCGAAUUGAGACCUGCAAAGUCCGCUAGGAGAAAUCCCACUGAAAGCGCCGGACAGCAACAUCAGUGGUUUGCUGAGCUUGGGGACCAAAUCACUAACUUCAGCAACGACGCCAAAGGAGGAUCAACGGCUAAAGGAUCAGACGACCAAAGCUUGAACUUAAUGACACUGCUGUUGGAGUGCGCCGUUGCUAUAUCGGUUGAUAAUAUCGCUGAAGCCCAUAGAAUGUUGCUUGAGCUAACGCAAAUGGCCACCCCUUACGGGCCUUCUUGUGCUGAAAGAGUAGUGGCUUAUUUUGCCAAGGCCAUGGCUAGUAGGGUUGUCAACUCUUGGCUGGGGAUGUGCUCGCCCUUGAUCAACUACAAAAGUAUACAUGGCUCUUUCCAAGUCUUCAACAACAUUGCACCCUUCGUCAAGUUCGCACAUUUCACUUCUAACCAAUCAAUCCUCGAGGCAUUCCACCGUCGCGACGGUGUUCAUAUUAUUGAUCUUGACAUCAUGCAAGGCUUGCAAUGGCCGGCUCUAUUUCACAUCCUCGCGACGAGAAUGGAGGGCCCUCCGCACGUUAGGAUGACCGGGAUGGGGACUUCAAUGGAGCUUCUGAUCGAGACGGGGAAGCAACUCUCUAAUUUCGCAAAACGCCUGGGAAUGUCCUUCGAGUUCCAUCCGAUUGCAAGGAAAUUCGGAGAUGUUGAUGCCUCGAUGUUUCAAAUUCGAAGAGGAGAAGCUGUUGCCGUGCAUUGGCUACAACAUUCCUUGUACGAUGCCACGGGGCCCGAUUGGAAAACAAUGAGACUCCUCCAACAGUUAUCACCGAGGGUGAUUACGCUAGUCGAGCAAGAAAUAGCCCAUGCUGGUUCCUUCUUGGACCGAUUCGUCGGUUCGCUUCACUACUACUCCACCAUUUUUGACUCUCUCGGAGCUUACUUGCAAAGCGAUGACUCGAGCCGCCAUCGCAUCGAACACGGCCUGCUGUAUAGGGAAAUCAACAAUAUUUUGGCCAUUGGAGGACCAGCUAGAAGCGGAGAGGAUAAAUUCAGGCAUUGGAGAAGUGAACUCCUGAAAAAUGGCUUCAUGCAGAUGCCCAUGAGUACCAACUCCAUGGCCCAAGCACAACUGAUACUCAACAUGUUCCCUCCGUCUCACGGUUAUAGCCUCGCGCAAGGAGAUGGAACUCUGAGGAUUGGUUGGAAAGAUACGAGCUUGUAUUCAGUUUCUGCAUGGACUUCUCCUGCUUCUAGAUAG
Messenger RNA from Coffea eugenioides, 1539 nucleotides. RefSeq names its product protein SCARECROW-like. Gene Ontology annotation, molecular function: sequence-specific DNA binding; DNA-binding transcription factor activity. Gene Ontology annotation, biological process: regulation of DNA-templated transcription. The record is from RefSeq and is a predicted model, not a curated record. Gene Ontology annotation, cellular component: nucleus. Lineage: Eukaryota; Viridiplantae; Streptophyta; Magnoliopsida; Gentianales; Rubiaceae. The transcript has a single exon. The coding region runs from base 1 to 1539 and encodes 512 amino acids.